AAAAAAAAAAAGUGGUACCUUUCAUUUUUGUAAAGGCAUCUUUACCUUUUUUACAAGGUUUGUUCUCUCAACUGAAAACUAAUUUAAUUUUAUUUGUUAAUUUCUUCAGCAAUCCUGCAAAGACCAUUUUUUAAGGAAGAUUUAGGAUAGCACAGUAGUUUUAUGGAACCUGAGUAUUGAAGAGAACAGUUCCCAUUGCUCUUAGGAUCUCCAGAAGCUUUAGAUGACAGCCCUUAUUUCUCUUAAAGUUGUAAAAAUCUUAAUUCACAACAGUGAAUACUGGAAAGGGAAAGUACCUUUGCAAAGUGAUCAAGCAAAUGCUUGGGGAAAGGCACUAAGCUUUUCUGGUAUAUUUUUGAAGAUUAUAUAUAGCAGAGUGCACAAAUCUCAGGGGUACAGCUCGAUGAAUUUUUAAAAGUGAACACAUCUGUAUAAGCAUUACCCAGAUCAAGAUAUAGAACAUAUCACCACCCCAUAAAUCCUCCCUCAUGCCCUUUUUUCCCCAGUCACUACCUCCUAGAUUAGCUUUGCCUGUUUUAAACUUUAUACAACCUAUAUUUUUUGUAUCUGGCUUCUUUCCCUUAACACUGGAUACAACCAUCUUGUUACUUGUAACAAUAGUUUCUUUUUGAAUGCAGCAUAGUAUUCUGUUGUCUAAAUAUACCACAAGUUAUGUAUCCAUUUUACUAGUAACUGGCAUUUGGAUUGUUUCAGUUUUGGUAACAGGUGCUCUGAACUUUCUUGUACUGUCUUUGGAUGUAUAUGUACAUUUGUAUUUCUGUUAGAUGUAUACUGAGAGUGGAAUUGUAGGUUGUAGAGUAGACAACUACCAGUUUCCCACAGUGGUUGUACUAACUUAUUCUCUAGUAGCAUUGUAUGCAAGAACUUAAAAACCCACACAUUUUGAUAGACACCUCUAUAAAACUUAAGUCUUCAACUCUGAGAGCGUUACCGUACUUAGGUUACUUUGUAUUAAUCACUCUAAUGCCUCAACUUCUGUUCUUAGAUAUGGCUCGUGGACAGCAGAAGAUUCAGUCUCAGCAGAAAAAUGCCAAAAAGCAAGCUGGACAAAAGAAGAAACAAGGACAUGACCAAAAGGCUGCUGCCAAAGCUGCCUUAAUAUAUACCUGCACUGUUUGUAGGACACAAAUGCCAGACCCUAAGACCUUCAAGCAGCACUUUGAAAGCAAGCAUCCUAAGACUCCACUUCCUCCAGAAUUGGCUGAUGUUCAGGCAUAAAGUUGUUUACAGGUGAAUUCAUGACACCUUUGACUCUUCUACUGUCUCAGAACUUAGGUAACAAACCUGCAGCUGCUUUUCUAACAAACUGUUGAUCAGCAAAAAUAAAGGGGCUACAGAAACACUCAUUUUUAUGCUGUUCCCUUUUGGGCUUCAUGCAAAGACAAUUCUGUGUAAAUGUACAGUUGACUCUGAUUUGGAAAUCUGAAAAUCAGUCCAUCCUUGUUAUAAAAAAUUUUUUUACAAUUGUAAUUAUAUUGAUGUUCAUAUUGUGUAAAAUAACUCAUUUAAUAAAGUAGUACUUUGAUUUUACAACAUCACAGGAUAAAUGGUUUUAGAAAUUCUGUUCUAACUUUCCACAUUAUUUGCCUUAUGAAAAUCUAAUGAAUUCGUCAACUAGAAUUGCAGGCGCAAUUCUUACCUCCCUCUCAGUUCAGUGGCAGGUUCAUUAGCUAAACUAGAACAGACUCAUUCAUAGUUUUAUUGGCAGCUGUUGAUCUAGAUGAAGAAUGACUUACCUGCUGCCUUAGUAUAUUACCAUCAUGUGUCAUUUACCCCUCUGAUUGUUUCCUGUGUUUGAGGUUGGAAUAUUUCAACUUGCCAUAUGACCUGGCCAUAGCUGCCAGCCAGGAAUACCCUGUCGAUGACUGAUAAAUUCCUAAUGCGUUGGAUUUUCAGUGAGCCCUUCUGAAAGAUUAGGUUCUGAAGUGUAUGCCAUAAUGAAAUCAGUAAGGCUGUCAUUGAAUACAAAAUAUGAUGGAUCAUAUGCAAACUGGUAAAGCUCUAUCUUACAUAAAUUAUACCAGAUUCUUUCAAAAUUCAAAGUUCAGUAAUUGGAAGUUAAAACUCAAUUUUUGAAGGACUUUUUGGAAGUUAUUAAUGUUUUGGCCAAUUUUAUGAAUGGAUUUUCAUUAGCAGGAAGAGUGGAAUGACUUGCCGCUGGGUUAAUUCCCAGAACGUUCUCCCUCCUUUCCUUUGUAAGUGAAUAGUUGAUUUUAGGAGUUUACUUUGUGCUGGUUCCUAAAAUCAAAGCCUGUACAAUAUGACUUCUGUCUGAACUAGAAAAGGAUUAAAAUAGGCCAAUCUCCACAUUCUUUUGGCUCUGAGGAUGGGGAAAUGGGUUAGUUCAGAUGGAUGAGGUAAAUCCUACCCAGUUAAGGAAGACUAAUUUUAGGGUUCUUCUAAUUUGCUUUUGUCAGCUAUUAACUUUACUAGUGAAACUGCUGUAACUCUGUUUAAAUUUUAAAGUUAAUAAUAAUAGGAAGAACACUCAACUAUUUCCUGGUAAUUGCUUAGAACCACAAGUCUGAUCCUGUGGAUUACAAAAUGCAUUCCCUCUUUCUGCUGUAAUUCAUCACUGCCUUUGUUUUGUGGCUAUGCAUAUUCUGCCCACCUUGUUUGACUUCACUAAGUUUUAAGUAAGAUAUUUACAAGGAAAAGCUUCAGUGGCGAUAGUUUCUUAGCAACUUCUAUUACAUUCUUUCUUUAAAAUAGUUAUUUUUUCAUGUAUUUAAUUUCCUAAGUUUCAGAUUUAAUAUCUGUUAUUUCCUAAUAUGUUGGUACCAGAACAUUAGAAUUUGCCUGAUUGCUUGUAGUGGAAUUAAAGUUCUGGUUAAAUUACAAUUUAAAGGUUUUUAAAAGCGCUUUGACCAUAUGUAUGUUUACAUUUAGUAACAAAUAAUUUAAAAACCAUUCACAAGUUUUGGGGUUUUUUUUUUUGUUUUUUUGUUUUUUUUCAUUUUUACUGACUGUAAUUCAGAAUAAAAGCUUUUUGUUCUUGUAUUUAACCCUUUUUUAUAAGCAGCUGAAGACACCAUAUUUAACUUUAUAUCUCAGUGAUAGGAAACUAGCUGCAUUGAUCUUGCAUAAGACAUUAAUUCUCAUACUUCAUAUAAGGAUUAUUAGUACAAUCCCUUUUUAUUAUGUUUGAGUUAAAUUUGCUCUAAGGGAAAAACUACAAUUCUUAAGCAUCCUCAUUAUUAAAUUUGAAGAUUCUUUAACAGAUCACAGCAAAGUUCAUUAUAAAACUGUUAUGGUGUCUUCAAAGACUUUAUAAAAUCUGAGACACUGAGAGAGAAUUGGUCCGUUGUAUUCUGUAUUUCCAUUAAUUGCCAAAAGGAAUGGGGUUAAGAUUACGUUUGUUUCCAUUCUAAUUCCUAUGGAUCUGCAUCCCCAUGUUUAACUGACAUACUGGGGGCUCAGUUGUGUGCUGUAAUGUCUUAUUAAAGAAGAUAUUAAAACUAAA
Leptonychotes weddellii (Weddell seal) is the source of this 3484-nucleotide messenger RNA. Lineage: Eukaryota; Metazoa; Chordata; Mammalia; Carnivora; Phocidae. The record is from RefSeq and is a predicted model, not a curated record.